AUAGACAACCAUCAACACUCGGUUCAAGAGUGUGUAUAUAAAGAGCAGGGAGAACUCCUCAUCAUCACUGCAUCGCUCGGCUCAUACCUGAAACACUUUGCUUCACAUUUACCUGACAGAACUCACCGUUGUUCAUCACCAUGAAGACUCUCCUGGUGCUCUCCGUUCUCCUCUGCGCUUCAUUUGCAGCUCCGGCUGAAGACAAAGUGAAGGCUCCAGAAGCAGCAGUGGAGGCCCUGAAGGAACAGAUAGUAGCUGUACAUGCACCUGAGGAGGCAGCAGCACCUGAAUCUCGUUAUAACUUCUGUCCAAACGGCUGGUUCAGCCAUGGCUCUCGCUGCUUCCUGUUCGUCAGUACUCCCAUGACCUGGUACAGCGCUGAGGAGCACUGCAACAAUCUGGGUGGCCACCUGGCCUCGGCCACCAACCCCAGAGAGUACAGCUUCCUCCAGCAGAUGACACAGACAGCUGGUCAGAGCAUCGCAUGGAUGGGAGGCUUCAGCCUGCAGGGCCGGUGGAUGUGGAUUGACCGUGAGGGUUUCUAUUACACCAACUGGUACUCCCAGUCCUCCUCCAGCAGCUACCCCUGCAUCCACCUACGCAGCUCCUAUGGUUGGGGUAACACCCAGUGUGGCUCUGCUUACCGCUUCAUCUGCUCCAAGAACCCUUUCAGCUGUUAACAUACAUUCUAAACAUCUGAGGCCUUGGAACGGAUCAGCUGGUGUUUAUUUACUGUUUAAGGACAACUCAUGAGUUCUGUUGAGUGUCUUACUGAAUGAUAGAUUUCUAUUGUGUAUUCUUCAAAGCGUGAAAAUGACGAAGUGUUAAGUAACUUUGGUGUCAAAGAUUUUUGUGUUUGUGAUUGUGACAGUUGGUUCUUUCCCAUAAUAAAGACUUAUGAGAAUAGG
Molecule: messenger RNA, 908 nt
Organism: Anoplopoma fimbria (sablefish)
Lineage: Eukaryota; Metazoa; Chordata; Actinopteri; Perciformes; Anoplopomatidae
Product: ladderlectin-like
Exons: 9
Coding region: 141-680 (179 amino acids)
Molecular function (GO): signaling receptor activity
Source: RefSeq, a predicted model, not a curated record